Molecule: messenger RNA, 2975 nt
Organism: Sycon ciliatum
Lineage: Eukaryota; Metazoa; Porifera; Calcarea; Leucosolenida; Sycettidae
Product: intraflagellar transport protein 74 homolog
Exons: 11
Coding region: 533-2308 (591 amino acids)
Biological process (GO): intraciliary transport involved in cilium assembly; cilium assembly
Cellular component (GO): cilium; centrosome; intraciliary transport particle B
Molecular function (GO): beta-tubulin binding
Source: RefSeq, a predicted model, not a curated record
CAUUGCCGGCCUGGCAUUGCCAUUGCUGGCAUUGGGACCUAGCACCUGUGUAGUACGUACGUGCAAGCGUUCAUUUGAAUCAUUUUCGAUUCUCCUCAGAUUGCAGCUCGUUCGUGAGUUUGGUCGCUUUCCCAGCGCUCAGUUCUAUCUGCUCCCAUUCUCAGCGUGUGUAGCAUUGCUGAGCUCUGUGGCGGCGGCUUCUUCCCGUCGUAAUGCCGGUGUGCUUAACAGCUGUAGUUUAGAAAUAUGUGCUUCAGUGGCUAGGUUCGCACAUUUGAACAGUGGUAUCACAUGGUACCUACUGUGUCUGGAAAGAAAGAAUUAGAAAUUUGGUGUUAGCAGAGGACUACACACUCCCCGCACAAUACAAUAGUAGCACCAGAGUUUCCACUGGUGUUCGGUGCAGUUUGUGCGUGCAGAGGUGUUCGACCACUGAACUGACGGCGGGAGGUUGAACAAGGCUUCAUAUCAAGUAGGUACUCCGUUUCACUUCACAAGAGGUUUGUGCUCCGCUGUGUAACACUCAAUCAUCAUGAGUUAUCGUCCUCCGACCGGGAGUCGUAAGCCCCCGGGUACAGCUGGUCGGGGUCGACUGGGCAUGGGUUCCCGGGCAGGACCUGGUACACGGGCAGGCGGUGGCGAGGCGGGGCAGAUAGCCAACGCCAUUGCGUCGCAGCUGCACGUUUCCGAGCGGCCGAUUACACAGCACGGCGUCGCUGGUAUGAAGACUGGGGUGAGAGGACCGGAGAGAGGAGUGUACGACAAGUCAUACUACCUCGGUAUGCUACGCAACAAGAUCACUGAACUACGCCAGGAGACUAGGAAAAUGCAAGCCGAUGUUGACGCCCACAACACCGACCAGUCGACAUACAUGGCAGCUACAAAGCAAGCAGAGCAGAUCGCCAUCGAGCUGAGAGAGGAACAGGGCGCACUCACUGACUUUAACCUGAUCGUGGAGGUGCUCAACACAACCUCCGAUAUGAGCGAUAUCGGUCGACAGACGUCCAUGCUCAAGGCCAACAAUGACCGGGAGGCUAUGGAGCUGGAGUCUUUGUUCUUUGAGAAGUCGCGCAAAGAGCAACAGAUAUCGGAACUCGAACACGAGAUAGAAGUGGAGAAAACAACGGCACACAACAUUGUCAGCUCUAUGAGUGAAGAAAUGAGAGACACGUAUCAAAGCUUGCAGAGAACCAACAAGAAACAGAUGGAACUGCUUGAACAGCAACAACGUGAAGUCGAUGACCUACAUACUGCCAUUGCAGUUCUCAAUGAAGAGCUGGAUCAGUACCCACAGAAGAGAAGGGCAGCCAAGUUACACCAGCAAAUUAUCGAGGCGGAGACAGCCAAAAGAGCGGCAACACAAGAGCUUGAACAAUCCGUCAAAGAAUCACCGGAUGAAGAGAGAGUGCGCCUAUUGGAACAGGUACGCACAGAUAACCGAGAACUCGCAGGAAUGGAGAAACUCGUGUCCGAACUGGAGGAGAAGACAUUUGUCCUGCAGGAGGAAUUGCAGGAGAUUGAUAGUCAGUUUGACGAAGAGCUGGAUGCCAAGCUGGCGCAAUACAAGAAAGUUCAAGCUCAACAAGCCAAGAUAGCUAGUUACCUGAGUGCAUAUCCAGGUAAGUAUGAUGGAGAGAAAGAGAGAGGAGAAGAACUCGACGCCAACAUCAGUGUAAAACUGGACACGUCGUCACGCCUGAUUGGCUCUAUUGUCGCCCCGGCAACAGAGGAAGACUUGAAGGGACUGCAGGAUGAUCUGUCUUUCAAGGUGGAUGCUUUGAUGAAAUCCGGGGCCACGGCUGAGGACUUGGAGACGCAGCACGAAAAUCUCAAGUCUAACAUUGCCCGCUUCAGCGCUACCGAAGCAAAGCUGCAGAAAGAGAGAAUGUCAUUGGACACAAAGAUAUCGCAGAUGACUUCGGAACUGGAGCUUAUUGAGGACAUAGCAGGAUUAAGAGAAGGUGCCAAGAAGAGAGGUGGAACGCUCACUCAGGAAAAGAACCAUCUCGACCAAGCCGUACAUCAACACCGUGUGCAGAUUGAUAAGCUGAGUAAGGAUGUGGAUCAGUUCCGUCUCAAACUGGAGCAAAACGACACGAACAAACAGAUUCGCAGCUGGGAGAGAGUCUGGCAGCAGAAAGAGUCCAAUAUCUACACGAUGGAGGAAUUCAUCAAAGCGCGUACGAGUGAGACAAACUUUGAGCCGUUGCAAGUCGGUGUAAGGAACAUGCUGGAUGAGCAUAACGCCGACAUCACAUCAGCCAUACAAAGCCAGAUCAGUGCUUCCAGGAUUAUGAGAGACUAUUGAGUUGCUCAAAAUCCCUUCUUGGAAACAGACUAAGCAUUUCAGUCAAUGUUGCAAAGCACCACGCUAGUAUCGUAGUUGCCUAAUGUUGUGAGCGUUUCUUUCUUGUCUCCUGCCAUAUCCGAGUUAUAAAACCAUGUUUGAUUGCUCUAUCCUAAGGUGGUUGUGAAGGCGGUCGUAACUUCAGGCAUGUGUGCACCCGCGUGUGUGCGUGAGUGGGUGUGUGCGUGUGCAGCUAAUUUGCUUCACACUGUCCACCAGGCCAACUGGUGGAACAUGCGAUUAAUCAGAUAUUGUUUUAUGUCCAACUUGGGCAACCCAGCAGACUCCAGAAUUCAGUGUGUGGUGUGUCUGUGGUCAUUGAUCUCCCCACUGUUGUUGUGUGGGGUGUGUCUGUGGUCAUUGAUCUCCCCAUGGUGUGUCUGUGGUCAUUGAUCUCCCCACUCUUGUUUCCCAGAACAAGCCUCUUACUUUUACCAGUUUUCAUCCUCAGUAUGUCGCUGUGAAUUUGAAAAUAUUCUAAAAAGUACUUGUAGAGUGUACUAGUUACUGUUGAAGUACACACUCAUUCAGUUUAUUAUGUCAUACUGAUGUCAUACUGAUGUCAUACUGAUAACUGAUUACCCUGUUUUAACUAGGCCGUUUUCACUAAAGAAUUACUAUCUUCUGA